Messenger RNA from Telopea speciosissima, 3004 nucleotides. RefSeq names its product nuclear pore complex protein NUP93A-like. Gene Ontology annotation, cellular component: nuclear pore. The coding region runs from base 87 to 2678 and encodes 863 amino acids. The transcript has 15 exons. Gene Ontology annotation, molecular function: structural constituent of nuclear pore. Gene Ontology annotation, biological process: poly(A)+ mRNA export from nucleus; protein import into nucleus. Lineage: Eukaryota; Viridiplantae; Streptophyta; Magnoliopsida; Proteales; Proteaceae. The record is from RefSeq and is a predicted model, not a curated record.
UUAAGCUUUUGCUCCACAGCUUUCCCUCCAUUUUAAAUUAGGGCUUCUAACGUUUGUCAAUCACUUCGAGCUUUCGAGUUGCAGCCAUGGCUACGGAACCGGACAUGAGUAGCUGGACCGAUCUCCUCCACUCAUCCACCAAGCUUCUCGAACAAGCUGCUACAUCUGCUCAGUUCCCUCCUUUGCAGAGAAACUUGGACCAAUUGGAAGUGUUGUCGAAGAAGCUCAAGGCGAAAACCCUAAGGACUGAAGCUCCUACCCAAUCCAUUGCCGCCACCAGGUUGCUGGCACGCGAAGGAAUCAAUGCUGAGCAGCUUGCACGGGAUCUCAAGUCUUUUGAGUUAAAGACAACAUUUGAAGAUGUGUUUCCUGCUGAGGCAACAAGUGUCGAAGAAUAUCUGCAGCAGGUUCAUGAGAUGGCUAUGGUUUCAGCUAUCCAAGAAGCACAGAAGGAUAACCUUAGGAGUUUCAAUGAUUACAUGUUGCAAGUUUUGGAGGAUGAUUGGCAAAAGGAAAAGCGGGAUUUCCUGCAAAGCUUGAGCCGGCUCUCAACAUUACCGAGGACCAGCAGUAGUGCAUUAAGUACUGUGGUCACCCGUCCUGGCCAGAUGAUGUCCAUUGGUUCUAGUCCUCAGGUUUCCACUGGUCCAUCAAGUAUGGAGAUUUUGCCUCUAGCUAAGAAGCCUGUCCUUGAGAAAAAGGCUUCAGUCUAUGCCGAGGUUGUGAGGAAUCUCAAUAAUGCCAGAGAGCGUGGCUUGCCAUUUAAACCUGCUACAGCUUUCAGGGGUGCUUAUGAAAGUCUCGGGCUAGAUGCUUCUGGUGGGAAAUCAGUUAGCAUGCAGAAGAUAUGGCACCUGAUUCAGUCCUUGAUGGGUGAGGAUUCAGCUAUUCAGCAAAAGGUUUCAAGAAAAAUGUCAUUAGUAAUUGGUGCAAGACGACACUUGGAAUGGGGGCAUGAGAAGUAUAUCAUGGACACGAUCCAAAGUCACCCUGCACAGGCUGCUCUUGGUGGUGGUGUUGGAAACUUGCAACGAAUUCGUGCUUUUCUCAGGGUACGUUUGAGGGAUUAUGGAGUUCUAGAUUUUGAUUCCAGUGAAGCUCGUAGGCAGCCUCCAGUUGAUACAACUUGGCAGCAGAUCUAUUUUUGCUUGCGAACUGGCUAUUAUGAUGAAGCAAGAAAUAUUGCUCUAACUUCUCGUGCUUCUCACCAGUUUGCUCCUCAGCUUGCAGAAUGGAUUACAACUGGAGGUAUGGUGUCAGCUGAGACCGCAGCUGCUGCUUCAGAAGAAUGUGAUAGAAUGUUGAGAAUGGGAGAUCGGGCAGGUCGAGCUGGGUAUGAUAAGAAGAAGUUGCUACUUUAUGCUAUUGUUUCUGGUUGUCGCAGACAUAUUGACAGGUUGCUUAGAGACAUGCCGAUGCUUUUCCAUACAAUAGAAGAUUUUUUGUGGUUCAAAUUGUCAGCUGUACGAGAUUGUCCUAGUGUGGCUUCUUCUGUUGUCCUGAAUGAAGGCUUUGUACCCUAUACUUUAGAAGAUCUGCAGUUAUACCUAAAUAAAUUUGAGCCCUCACAUUACACAAAGAAUGGAAAGGAUCCUUUAGUCUAUCCGUAUGUGUUACUUUUGAGCAUCCAGUUGCUACCAGCAAUCCUAUACUUAUCCAAGGAAACAGGAGAUGAAGGAUUCAACAUUGAUGCUGUCCACAUUUCUAUUGUGCUAGCAGACCAUGGGGUCCUUUCUGAAAGUGUUGGGCCUGGCCAGAAGCUGGGGGUAAUGGAUGCUUUUGCAGAAGCAGCUAGCAUUAUUAGGCAGUAUGGAUCUGCGUACUUGCGUCUGGGAAAUCUUUCAGUAACAUUGGAAUAUUAUGCACAAGCGGCUGCAGCAGUGGGUGGUGGACAGUUAUCAUGGAUUGGUCGAGGCAACAUUGAUCAACAAAGGCAAAGAUGUUUAAUGCUAAAACAACUCCUUACUGAACUAUUGUUACGGGAUGGUGGGAUUUACCUUCUACUCGGUUCAAGAGGUUUUGGGGAAGAAGGUGAGCUGAGAAGAUUCUUGACUGAUAGGAAAGCACAACAACAAUUUCUGCUUGAAGUUGCUCGCCAGUGUCAGGAAGCUGGGCUUUAUGACAAAUCAAUAGAAAUUCAAAAGAGAGUUGGGGCAUUUUCAAUGGCGUUGGAGACAAUAAAUAGAUGCCUCUCAGAAGCAAUCUAUGCUCUAUCACGUGGUAGAUUGGAUGGUCACAGCCGGACUGCUGGUCUUAUUCACUCUGGCAAUGAGAUACUUGAGAUGUACAAAUAUUCUUCAGAGAUCAGUCUUCAAGAUAGGGAGCAUGUUUCGGAGCAACAAAUGGUGUUAAGACAACUUGAGGCAAUCUUGUUCAUCCACAAGCUGGCUAGGGAAGGCAAUCAUUUAGAUGCUCUUAGGGAGGUUACCAAGCUCUCCUUCCUACCCUUAGAUCCACGGGCACCAGAUGUCACAGCUGAUGUGUUCCAGAAUUUAUCUCCUCAUAUCCAAACUUGUGUGCCAGAUCUCUUAAAGGUUGCUCUUAGUUGUUUGGACAAUGUGACAGAUACUGAUGGAUCACUUCAUGCCUUGAGGACUAAGAUAGCAAAUUUUGUGGCGAACAAUUUGACGAGGAAUUGGCCUCGUGAUUUGUAUGAAAAGGUUGCCCGGAUCGUCUGAAGCAAGCUUGCAUUGGUAGUCUGAGGAACUCCACUGUGCAGCCUAAUAUGGAGCUGUUAACCUCAAAUCAAAUAUGGUUAUUGGUAUACAUGCAAAGAUGCUGUAGAAAAAUAGUCAAAAGGAUGCUAGUGCGCCCCUCGACAUUUUGUUGGUGAGGAACCAAAAAUUUCUAUUGCAUCGCCCCCCCCCCCCUCUCUCUCUCUCUCUCUCUCUCUCUCUACCCCCGUGACAUAGGAGAUUGCUGUAAGCAGUGGCUGCAGUUGAUUAAGGAGAUAGAUGUCAGCUUUCAGUGUCUUCAAAGUUUAAGAUCAAUCAGUCACUAGUCC